This is a messenger RNA of Rubroshorea leprosula, 2732 nucleotides long. Lineage: Eukaryota; Viridiplantae; Streptophyta; Magnoliopsida; Malvales; Dipterocarpaceae. The record is from the annotation of a GenBank genome assembly.
AUCAAUUCACUGGAGCUGAACAAAAAUCCGAUUCCAAUUCCCCUGAAAAUGCCUUGAUCCCAGAAAUGCCACCGAGGUGACUCUACUGUACCUUGUUCCAACCAAAUCCAUGGACCGCGACGGUCCCAACCUUCACAUUGAGAAUGCGGCUGUUGUUGUUGGUGGUGGUGAAUGCGGCGGCGGCGGCGGAGGCGAUGGAGGUGGAGGGAGAGGGAGCAUUGCGGAGAGAAGGGCUGCAACAUGCGGCUUCAAUGCGGAGAGAAUAGGCACGCCGGUUACUCGGUCUCCUUGUCUCACUAUCUCCCCUGGUAUCAGCCCCACUGCGUUGUUGGAUUCACCAGUUUUGUUAUCUAAUUCUUCUCCGCUUUCUUCUCCUUACCUUGUUCAGAAAAAUGGGGCUGAAUACCAUCCUCCUGCUUCCCUGGAAUUAGAUUUUGAAUUUCCAAUAGAAUUCCCAAAAGGAGCCAUCCGAAGGAGCUCUGAAGUUGAAUCAGUUGCUGACGUCAGAGGUUUAAAUAAUACUGUGAGUGAUAAUUGUUGUAAUCUGGGAUUUUCUAGUCUGGCAGUGGCCAGUGGUCAAGAUGCUGGCCCGCAUAUUUUGGAUUGUGAUCAGAAAGGAACAAACCCUUCAAUGGAAAUGAUAACAACAUCUGAAGAUGGCUACAAUUGGAGAAAGUAUGGACAGAAGCAGGUAAAAGGUAGUGAAUAUCCAAGGAGCUACUAUAAAUGCACCCAUCCAAACUGUCAGGUGAAGAAGAAGGUAGAACGUUCACUUGAUGGUCAAAUAACAGAAAUUAUCUACAAGGGUGCCCAUAAUCACCCAAAGCCUCAGCCUAAUCGUCGAGCAUCACUUGGAUCCACAUUUUCACCUGACAGCAUGUCAGAAAUGGCUGGAGGCAGCCAAACUUCUGUUAAAGGUGAAGGUGGCUUGCUUUGGAGAAAUAUCCACAUAGGACUCAAGGAUAUUAAAGUUGUUUCUGAAUCUUCCAAUUGGAGAGCUGAUAAUUCAGAGAGGACAUCCCCAAUAUCUCAAGCUUCAGAUCAUUUAUUAACAAACCAAGGGAAUUCUGUUGGUUUACUUGAAUCAGCUGAAACUCCUGAAUUUUCAUCUACUCUUGCUAGCCAUAAUGAUGAUAAUGAUGAUAGAGCCAUCCUACAGGGAGGCGUGUUAUUCUUUGAUGAUCCCACUGAUGAUGACGAGUCUGAGUCAAAAAGAAGGGCUGUCCGUGAACCAAGAGUUGUUGUCCAAAUAGAAAGUGAAGUGGACAUACUUGAUGAUGGGUACCGCUGGAGGAAAUAUGGACAAAAGAUUGUCAAGGGAAAUCCUAAUCCUAGGAGCUACUACAAAUGCACAAGCCCUGGAUGUUCUGUGAGGAAGCAUGUCGAAAGAGUCUCUGACAAUUUAAAAUGUGUACUCACAACAUAUGAGGGAAAACACAAUCAUGGAGUUCCAGCUGCCAGAAACAGCUGUCACAUCAGCUUGAGUGGCAGUAGCAUGCCCAACACUCAAUCGAACCCAGUACUGCUUAGAGAUACCAGUACUUCAAAGCCAGAAACACAAAUUCCUGGUAUUGCAAAUCCCUUCAAUCAGAAGCCUGAAUUUAAUAAUGGAUACCCAAGUCCUGCUUUUCUUGGGAAUUUCAGCAAUGAGAUGAAAUGUGGAGCCUCCUCUAUUUACCAGAUGAAGUUCCCUCCCUUACAACAUGUCUCUCCUUACAGCCCUUUCGGACCAAAUUCUGGCAACAGUUCAGCCCAUUCUGCGGGUUCAGUUGUUAUGGAUUUUCCAAUUCCAUUGCCAUUGAGACUCCCACAAUCUGUAAAUUUUCCCCUGUCCAGAUUUGAUGCUAAUAAUGGAAAACCAGCUCUUCCAGCUCAAUCUUUCCUUCAAGCUCAGCAGUUAAAGGAGAAUGAUCCACAGUUCCUCAGGCCUAAACUAGAGAAAAGAGAUGAGAAUCUUUAUAAUGCUUGCUAUCCCAUCAUGGAUCAUGCAAAUGCAUCAUCAUUCUCCUCAGUCUUUCUUUCAAAAGCAGCAGUUAAAGGAGGGCAAUAUAAAGUUGCUCAGGCCAUUUCAGAAGAAGAAAGAGAUGAUGAUCAUUAUGAUGCUCGUCUAUGCCAUUACAGACCAAGCAAAUGCAUUGCAUCAUCAUCAGGUGAGGGAAUUUUCCGCUUUAGAGGAGUUCUCUUUGCUUUUGAGCAUGCACGGUAAACGGAUAUGGACUGCUUGAGUUACUCCAGAGUCAAAUGUCCCCCUCUUGAUAUACUGCUAAAUUUUUACCAUUUUUUCUACAUAUGAUCUGUUUACAUUUCCCAAUAUCUUUACAGAAAAUAAACUGAUUCCAUCAUAUAUAUGCUAAUAAAUUUUCUUACAGAUUAUAAACUGUUUUUUAUCAAUCUACAUCUGUAUGCAAGUCUACAUCCACGAUGCAUGUUUGCAUUUCUGCAAGUGUUGAUAUCUCUCUGAGCAGAAUUGUUAGCUUGUAAUUUUUGUUGUCCUUGUGAGAAUUCCUUCUCACAACAUAAAAAGAGAAAAAGAUUGCUUUCUAUGCUCUUUGGUGCCUUGUCUUUUGUCAAAGAUUAUUUAAAGUAUCAAAUUGUACAAAAAACUUUUCUUUGACUUAUGUGGAAGUAUAUUAACCCUUGUUAGUUGUUACUUUGUUGUUUUUCCUUUACUGUAAAUUGCUUAAGUGUUUGAUUUUGUUUUCUUGUCGGGGGAAUGAAGUUAAUGUGUUUAA